AUGAAGACCGUGCCCUUGGGCGCGGGGAAGAACUCUCUGGCGAUGGGCCAGCUCCGCAGCGAGCUAGACCUCAUCCGCAGGCUGGACCACCCCAACAUCGUCAGGCUGCAGGAAGUCUUCGAGACGGAAGAUUCGCUCUUUCUCGUCAUGGACUUGUGCACCGGCGGGGACAUGAUGACGAGGUGGGAACGAAAUAGGAGGCUGCGCUACUCUGAAGAUGAGGCAGCGCUGACGGUGAAGAAGAUCGUGAACGCUGUGCGGUAUUGCCACAAGCAGCACGUGGUGCACAGAGACCUCAAGCUGGAGAACUUGUUGUGGGAGCAUCCGGGAGAAAACGCGGAGCCGCAGCUCGUGGACUUCGGUCUCGGGGUAAAGUUCUCCAACGAGGACGAGACCUUCCACCAGGACGUGGGCAGCCUGUACUACGUCGCCCCCGAGGUGCUGGGCAGGAACUACACCAAGGCUUGCGAUUGCUGGAGCAUCGGGGUGAUCGCUUACAUGCUCUUGGCGGGCGCGCCGCCGUUCAUGGCCCCGUCCGACGAGGGGGUUAAGAUCAAGAUCAAGUGGGCAAGGGUGUCGUUUCCGAAGGAGGUCUGGGCCAAGAUCUCGGACGAUGCGAAGGAUUUCAUCAAGAGAAUGCUAGUGAAGUCCCCGGCCAAGCGGAUGUCCGCGGACGAGGCCUGCGCACACCCCUGGAUGACAAAGCCGCGACACAAGCAAAACGGCGUAGAACCCGUCGCUCAGGCUCAGGCGAUGUCGGAGCGGCAGGAGGAAGGAAAGGGUGGGGAAGGAGCGGCGGCGGUGGCGGCGGCGCCCCCGACGACGGAGUCGUCGGCGGCGCUAGACCCGGAGCUUGUUCGGCGGCUCAGAAACUUCGCGGACUACGGGAAGCUGAAGCGCGUGGCGCUCGGAGUAAUCGCGCAUUCCCUCACUCCGGCAGAAAUCCGGACGCUUCGCACCGAGUUCCAGAACGUUGACGUGGAGGGCCGCGGGGAAAUUAGCCCGAUGGACCUGAAGAACGCGCUCAACAAGUCCGAUAACUACACGGACGAGGAGGUCGAGAAGUUGUUCGAACAGAUGGACCUGGAUCAGGAUGGCACGAUAGGUUUCACGGAGUUCGUCGCGGCGUGUUUGCACGAGGGACAUGUCAGGGACGAGAACCUCCGGCUGGCGUUCGACCGUCUCGACUAUGACGACACGGGCAAGGUCACCCUGGACAACCUCCUCGAGGUGAUCGGCCACACGUCCAACGAGCGGACCAUUAACAAAGAGAUCACUGACGCAGAGGUGUUCGACGCGCUGGUAGGGGAAGAAGGCAAGGGCGUCAGCUACGACUUGUUCAAGAAGGCGAUGAUCAAGAACUUCGCAUCCACGGACCUCAACAGCCCCAGCGUGUUCUCCACGCUUGUCCGUGCUGCCUCGAAGCUGAGCAUCGAAGAACUGGCGAGGGUCACCGGUGGAUCGACGGAGGAUGCUGAUACCAUCAUCUCGGGAUCUCAGGCCAUCUUGCACGGUGGGAACAGCACAGACGCGCUCAAAACCAUGGACCUGCAAUCGGAGGAGGCACAACAUCGACAGCGCUCGGUCGAUUCCGUCACCUCGACGGAGGGAGAUGGGGCGCAGUACUUUUAAGUAUCCCCCCUCGCUCGCCCGGCGUACUUGCGGCGUUGGUCACGUGCUUCCUCUGCUGCCGCGGCCACCGCCUCGGGUAUGUCGUACUUUUUCACGGGUUUAUUUUUUGGAAUUUUGGAUCAAAGGAUGAGGUUCUUAGGGGCGUGUCGUUUGGUUUC
Molecule: messenger RNA, 1790 nt
Organism: Ectocarpus siliculosus
Lineage: Eukaryota; Phaeophyceae; Ectocarpales; Ectocarpaceae
Source: the annotation of a GenBank genome assembly